AUGAAUGGCUUUUCCGACCAUGGGCUCGACGAGGGAGCCUUUGGAGAGUCCAAGGCGACGUCUGUCGUGAAGGCCUUUGACGCCUUUCCCAAGACCAAGCCCUCGUACACGACCAAGACGCAGAAUGGAGGAGUGUGGACGCUCUUCCUCGCCUUUGCCUCGUUCCUGCUGGCAGUGACCGAGGUGCGCCGCUGGUACGUUGGCGAAACCCACCAUACCUUCAGCGUGGAAAAGGGCAUCAGCCACAACCUGCAACUCAACCUCGACGUCGUUGUCGCCAUGAAGUGCGACGACCUGCACAUCAACGUCCAAGACGCCUCUGGCGACCGCAUCAUGGCCUCGCAAGCCCUCUCCCGCAACCCCACCCUCUGGUCGCACUGGCAAAAUACAAAAGGCGCCCACCAUCUCGGUGGCAGCGCUGCCGAACGAGGCGGUCCGGACUAUCAAGAGGAGGAUGUGCACGAUUACCUCGGCGCCGCCCGCAAGAAGAAGAAGUUUGCAAAGACGCCGCGCUUGGGUAGGGGUGCCGUGCCCGACUCUUGCCGUAUCUACGGCCAGCUCGAGCUCAACAAAGUCCAAGGUGACUUCCACAUCACCGCCCGCGGCCAUGGCUACAUGGAGUUCGGCCAACAUCUCGACCACCAGUCCUUCAACUUCUCGCAUCAGAUCAACGAAUUGAGUUUUGGUCCUUUCUACCCUGGCUUGGAUAACCCGCUCGACAACACGCGCACAACCACCGACCAGCAUUUUGAAAAGUUCCAGUAUUAUCUUUCUGUGGUGCCGACCGUGUAUACGGACAACCCUUCCGCCCUGCAAAAGUACGCAGACGCCGCUGUACCCCUGUCUUCCGGCGACGACUCUGUCCCCCAACCCUACCUUCCUCGCAACACCAUCUUCACCAACCAAUACGCCGUCACCGAGCAAUCCCACAUCGUCUCUGAGCGCCAGGUCCCCGGCAUCUUUGUCAAAUUCGACAUUGAGCCUUUGAUGCUGACCAUUGCCGAAGAAUGGGGUGGCGUGUUGAACUUGUUGGUCAGAUUGGUCAAUGUGGUUAGUGGUGUGUUGGUUGCCGGUGGCUGGGUGUUCCAGAUCCAAGAAUGGGCCAACGAGGUUGCGGGACGCAGAAGACAGAGAAGGCAAGAUGGGUCCGGGGGUGUGUUGACGGGGAGAAAGAGUUUGGAUGGCAAGAAUUGA
Aureobasidium uvarum is the source of this 1194-nucleotide messenger RNA. The record is from the annotation of a GenBank genome assembly. Lineage: Eukaryota; Fungi; Ascomycota; Dothideomycetes; Dothideales; Saccotheciaceae.